This is a messenger RNA of Porites evermanni, 1914 nucleotides long. The record is from the annotation of a GenBank genome assembly. Lineage: Eukaryota; Metazoa; Cnidaria; Anthozoa; Scleractinia; Poritidae.
AUGUAUUGGAAAGUGAAAGGAGCUGAAGAAAUCGGUUACUGUAACCGUCAUAAGAAAUGUUGGACAUCGAAAAGUUUUCUGGAAGACAAGAGGAUUCAGGUUGUUAGCAUUUCCAGUGGCACCUUGAGCAUAAACCGCACUUUGCCGCAGAAAACAACAGGUCACACUAUGACCAUUACAUGUGAAGUACUCACAACUGACAACAAAAUCUAUGUAUCUGAAGACACGAUCCUUUAUUCUUUAGAGAGUAAGUAAGACUCUACACAGAAUUCUUAAUAAUAAUGAUAAUGAUAAUGAUAAUGACAAUGACAAUGACAAUGACAAUGACAAUGACAAUGACAAUGACAAUGACAAUGACAAUGACAAUGAAAAUGAUAAUGAUAAUGAUAAUGAUAAUGAUAAUUAUAAUGAUAAUGAUAAUGAUAAUGAUAAUGAUAAUGAUAAUAAUGAUAAUAAUGAUAAUAACAAUAACAAUAAUGGUUGGUAAAAUGGUGUCACAGGUUUACCACCGAGGUAAAGGGAACUUAAGCAUGGCUUGAGUGGAUGUUAAGAAGGCCUAUGACUAUCUGUUGAUCACAAGUGGCUAAACAAGAUUAUGGAAUUACACCGGUUCCCCAGCUAGCUCUGUAGGGCGAACCGGAACGUCUGUGCAAACUGCAAUACCAGAAUCACAGUUCCUACAAAGCAGGGGAAUGAGACUUCCUCGACUAUCAGAUUCAGUGAGGGUCUGCCCGGGAGAGGGGGAUGGGGGCAGUUUGGGAGAAAGCGGGAAAAAUAACUGAAAAGGGUUUUUUCUUGCCUCCCUUCCCCGACUGCGUCAAAAUUUCGACGCCCGUCCCCUCUGUACAUAUAUGAAACUAAGAUGGCCACACGUACCGCGCCGGUAAGCGCUCGAUCCUGACGAUCUUUCACAAAGGGGCUUGUGAAAAGUGUAGGUAAUAGCGACCUCCAAGAAACCAGACAUUUUUUUAUCGAUGCAGUCAUUUUUACAAUACAGGAAACAAAGUAAAAGCAACAAUUUACUCACUCAGGAGACUAUCCUGCCCACUAUGAUCGAGUGAAACAAGUUUUGACGGUAGAUACCACAGGUUAGGCAACUUCGUCAAACUUACAAUAACACAUAAAUAGGAAAAGAGGUUUCAGGCUUAUAUAACAGUAAAAGGAAUUGACUACUCAAUACAGAAUGAUUAACAAUUAACUUGAUUUACUAUGAAUAAGCUGAAACAUGCUUACUGAGAAGCUCUCGUAAACGAUAAGACGCAAAUAAGUUAUGGUAUUUACCGCCCUCUCGUCAUUUAAUAGCGUCGGCAUAAAUACCUUCCGCACAUUUUUCAAGCAGUUUUUUACAUUUUGCCAUAUCCUUUUUUUUAUUUUUUUUAUUUCUUUCUUUAUACAUUUAUUUUAUUUUUUAUUCCUUUUCAUCUCAGGAUGGGAUCCGACUGUUUAAUAUCUAAUCAGUAAAGAAUAAUUACUUUUAAUCGUAAAAUUCUAUAGUGAAUUGAAAAAAAAAAGCCUUAAAGACCCUUUAUAGUUAGUAUCAUCAUUUUUAUGACAUAUUUUUCAGGUUCUGACAUAACAAGGCAAGAGCAUUCCAUUAGAGGUGAUAUUCAGACGCUGGAUUGUGAUGCAAUCAAAAAGGACCCAAGCAAAUACGAUGAAAUGUAUUGGAAAGUGAAAGGAGCCGAAGAAAUCGGUUACUGUAACCGUCAUAAGAAAUGUUGGACAUCGAAAAGUUUUCUGGAAGACAAGAGGAUUCAGGUUGUUAGCAUUUCCAGUGGCACCUUGAGCAUAAACCGCACUUUGCCACAGAAAACAACAGGUCACACUAUGACCAUUACAUGUGAAGUACUCACAACUGACAACAAAAUCUAUGUAUCUGAAGACACGAUCCUUUAUUCUUUAGAGAGUAAGUAA